Messenger RNA from Sebastes umbrosus (honeycomb rockfish), 1146 nucleotides. RefSeq names its product peptidylprolyl isomerase (cyclophilin)-like 6 (gene ppil6). The record is from RefSeq and is a predicted model, not a curated record. Gene Ontology annotation, molecular function: peptidyl-prolyl cis-trans isomerase activity. Gene Ontology annotation, biological process: protein peptidyl-prolyl isomerization. NCBI's taxonomy places the organism in Eukaryota, Metazoa, Chordata, Actinopteri, Perciformes, Sebastidae. The transcript has 8 exons. The coding region runs from base 96 to 977 and encodes 293 amino acids.
UAAAGCGCCUCUGAAUGCCUGUUGCUAUGGAGACGAGGCUCUUGUUAACAGGACAAAGCUGAAUUUUUACUUUUUGAGUGUUUUUAUUUUCAACCAUGGACUCAAAAACACAACUAGAAAUUGUCGGCUUAAUUAAAGACCAUAAUUUCUAUGUUGCCAGUAGUAUAGCCGAGGGACUAAAACAGAAGUUUCCUGAAGCAUUUCUGGAUCCAAAAAUUCAACCACUACUCGAAUGUGACUGGCACACAUAUCUGUCUCACAAGAAAAGGGAGCUGCGUGGUGAAGUGUGGCAGUACUCCAGCAGUCUGAUGUGCUUUCUGAACGGCCUUCUCCUCGGUAAUGAGAAGGAUCUUGCCGACUGGGCCGAGAAUCAGUGGAGCUUCUCUCUCACUCAGCCGCAGGCUUUCUACGUGGCUCUCACUGAGGACGGCUACACCAAACACCUCCGGAACACCGGGCAUCAGUUUGUCUUCAUGGACAUUGAGAUAGCAGGAGAGGCAGUGGGGAGGUUGAUGUUUGAGCUGUUCUCAGAUGUCUGUCCAAAGACAUCAGAGAACUUCCAGGCUCUGUGCACAGGAGAGCGAGGUAUGUCACUGAGCGGCUUCCCACUUUGCUACAAGGGCUCUGUGUUUCAUCGUGUGGUGCCCAACGGCUGGCUGCAAGGAGGAGAUAUUUCUCCACAGAGGAGAGGUGAUGGAGGGGAGUCAAUCUAUGGACCGACGUUUGAAGAUGAGUGCUUUGCCGUGUCCCACACUAGACGAGGCACUCUAGGAAUGGCCAAUAAGGGUCCCCACAGCAAUGGAUCCCAGUUCUACAUCACCCUGCAGCCAGCACCCUGGAUGGACAGGACCUAUGUUGCCUUUGGUCAUGUGGUUGAAGGUGUCGACGUCCUCGAGAGAUUAGAAGGAGCUCUGACUCUCAAUGAAAGACCCAAGUAUGAUUGUAAAGUUACAGGUUGUGGAGCGUUUAAGUUUUAAGUUUAGUGUAUAAAUAAUUUUUUCAGUGUUUUCCAUGUAAUCAAAUGAACCAAAGAUGUAACAUACGACUUACAUUUGCUUUUCUACAAAAAAAUGUGUAUGUAUAUGUAAUUUGGCAAUUUGACAUACUGUGCAUGACUCAGAUAAAAUACAUUUUGUGGCUUUAAAA